CCAAAACCCGCAGGCAGGCCACAUCCAGAACGGGAACGUAAGAUCUCCCCGCUACUUUCUCCGGCCGCGGUGGAUAGCAGAGACAACACUGAGGCGAUCUCUCUCCUCUCCUUUACAAUAUUUUUUUUCAAGUUUAUUUUAAUUCUUUUUCACUGAAAUCUUUUUAUUUUCUUUACGUUCUCCGGGAUCCUACCGUUUCCUCCAUUUCAUCCAAAGCAUUUCCAUGAUUUUUAUGAUGCCCAUUUUUAUAAAUAAUAUAAUAUAAAAAUAAUGUUUUCCACCGUUGCUGUGAAUUCGUUGUUCCUCUCAGAACUGAAAAAUUUGUAGUUGUUGCUUAUUUUAUUUUGGAAGCCCUAUUAACAUUUUCACUAAAAUCCACUCAAUCUAAAAUUAGGGUUUCUGCGCUCAUAAGUAAUUGUGUGAUUUUGAUUUGGAGAAAUGUUUGAAGCAAGGAAUGCGUAACGCAUUGUUUAGAAUAUUUCUUUUGUUUCCUUUUUACUUACCAUUUUUCUUUUCUUCUUUUCUUUUUUUUUUUAAAAAAAAUUCACUUUCUCGAUUGAUGCCUCUAAUGCAUGUUUCGGUUUGUUCUCAACCUUUUGAUUUCAACGCCAUCAAUGUCCGUUAAAUCACCGCACGAUUGCACUCUAAGUGCUCUGUUCUCCGCAGGUUCAAGUCGAUAUCAUUUAUGUAGCAGAGUUACCUUUGCGCGUCAAUUUCAUUUUGUCGGAGGAGUUCGACAGACGAGAUGAGAUAGAAGUCGGGGACCCAACUCUACGAAUUGAAAGUCAGUAUUCUUCAGUAUAAUCCGCUUUGGUGAUGCAAUAUAGCUGUUGCUUGGAUUGCUAGAGUCCCAAAUGCGAUAUGGAGAAAACUAUUAAGGUGGAAACGGUCGAGAGCUACAGUCAGAAAUUAGAAGAUGAUCUAAAGAAAAUGGGGCUGAAAAUCAAACAUCAUGAAGACAACCUUAAGUUUCUCAAAUCUCAGAUAAACAGCAUUGAAGAGUCGGUUAUUGAUAUGCAAGUUAAUCUUGGACAAUAUUAUUCGUCAAGCACAACCGGUAAAAGCAGCAACACUUCUGCCACAGAGACUGAACAACAGACAAUUCAAAAUAUACUCAGACAGGAGAAAACAGCAGCUGGAAUAGUAUGCCAGAUGAAAGUUCGCCAUGGAUUGCAAAAAUCUCAAGUAACGAAGGAUGUGCUCGGUGUCGUAGCAAUCCUUGGAAAAGUGCAUGAUGAUAACCUUAGCAGGCUAUUCUCAGAAUAUUUAGGAUUGGAAACUGUGCUGGCUAUUGUUUGCAAGACAUAUGAAGGUGUUAAGGCUCUUGAAAAGUAUGACAAGGAGGGCAUGAUUGACACAAAUGCUGGUCUGUAUGGACUUGGGCCACCUAUUGGAAGGCUCUUGAAUGGAAGGUUUCUUGUGCUUUGUCUUGAAAAAUUGAGACCGUUUACUGGUGAGUUUAUGCCUGAUGACCCACAACGGAAGCUUUGUUUGCUGAAUCCAAGAUUACCUGAUGGGAAACCUCCACCUGGCUUUGUGGGAUUUGCUGUAAACAUGAUUCAUCUGGAUAAUAUACAUUUGUCUUGUGUCACAAGAAGUGGGCAUGGCCUUAGGGAGACUUUGUUUUACAGCUUAUUUUCUCAUGCGCAAGUGUAUAAAACAAGAACUGAUAUGCAUCAUGCGAUUCCUUGUAUAAGCGAUGGUGCCAUUUCUUUAGACGGGGGAAUACUAAGAAAAAAUGGUUUACAUUACCUUGGCAGCAGGAAACAUGUUGAGGUAAAAUUUCCAUUAACCCACGGCAUCUCAAAUAUUCCUGCAAAUAUUGUCGAAAUUGAGGAACAAAUGAAGCUUUGGAACUGGCGAGAGGAAAGGCUUCUUGAAGAUAUGAAAAGAGAAGAAGCAUUACUAAACCAUGCAAAGAACUUGUUCCGCCUUCAAAGCCAAGAACUAAUGGACUACCUUUCUCAGUCAGCAUUGAGACAGGAAUGCGCAUGUUCAGUAAAUAGGAAGCAAUGACUCAUUCAGAUUUGGGGCUACACCUCUAUAUUGGCUUGAGUUUCCAAAGCUUCUGACGUUCUCGCCUGCGCCAGAAGAACUUUAUGCCUUACACUAUUCAAUAGGCUGGAAGGGAGUCUACAUGCCCCAUUUUGACGAGUUGUUUUCGCCUUUAUUCAUGGUCUUUUAUCUUGUCGCAGUUGCUAUUGUUUUCUUUUUACUUUUCCUUUCUUAGAGGGCGGAUGGUUUUUGAGGGAAGCAGACAUCAGGUGUGACAAAGGGGUAUGAAAUUAAGGAGAAUGGAGUCAUACAGCUACAAUAUAGACCGGAAAAUUGGUUUGUUGAUCGACAUAAAUCGACCUACCAAUAUUGGAAUUACUUCUUUCGCGACCAUCUUAACUGGAAAAGUUACGAAAUCAUUGGACAGAAUGAUUGUCAGUAUCAGUUGUUGCGAAUGCAGGCUAAUUUUUUGACAUCUUUGUUGCUAUAGCAGUCAAGACUUUGGGUGGCUAAAUUUUUCCCUUCUGGGAAUUAUGCUAAAUUUUACCGUGGUAAAAUUUAUUUUUGUAUCUUCUAGUAAU
Messenger RNA from Ananas comosus (pineapple), 2576 nucleotides. RefSeq names its product protein DEFECTIVE IN MERISTEM SILENCING 3-like. The transcript has 8 exons. Lineage: Eukaryota; Viridiplantae; Streptophyta; Magnoliopsida; Poales; Bromeliaceae. The coding region runs from base 862 to 2016 and encodes 384 amino acids. The record is from RefSeq and is a predicted model, not a curated record.